Molecule: messenger RNA, 1152 nt
Organism: Racocetra persica
Lineage: Eukaryota; Fungi; Glomeromycota; Glomeromycetes; Diversisporales; Gigasporaceae
Source: the annotation of a GenBank genome assembly
GAUAAAGCGUCUGCCGCAAAUGUUUUACCCUCUUGUGCCAAACCAGUAUUAGACUUUUUUGGUAUUCCUUCCGGAGUUAAUUUACGAGAUUGUUCGGCCGUUGAGAAGAAAGAUUUAUAUCAUAAUUGCACGGUUAUUUACACCACCAGCAGCGAGUUAGGUUUUGAUUAUCUUCGGAACAACCUGGUAACUAAUAUUGACGAGAAGCGGAAACAGGAUUAUUAUUAUGCCAUUAUUGACGAGGUCGAUUCUAUUUUGAUUGAUGAAGCCCAGAAUCCCCUGAUUAUUUCCCGACCCGCUCGGGGAAAAGGAAAAAUUCAUCCUCUUGAAUAUCAACUAGCCACCAAAAUAGCUAUUAAGCACUUUUACCAUAAAAAUAUUGAUUAUGUGGUGAAGCCAGAAGAACGUAAAAUAGAACUGAUUGAUGCCUUAACAGGCCGCUUGGUUCCUAACCGAGUUUAUGGGGCGGGAAUACACCAAGCCAUUGAAAGUAAAGAAAAUUUGCUCGUUAGCCCUAAAAGCCAAACCAUCGCUACUAUUACUUACCAAAACUUCUUCCGGCUUUUUACUAAAUUAGCCGGGAUGACCGGCACGGCUCAGAGUGAAGCCAAGGAAUUUCGAGAAGUUUACGGGAUGGAGGUCAUUAGUGUUCCUCCUUAUCGUCGGUUAAUUCGUCAAGACCACGAUGCCUUGAUUUUCUUUAAUCGGGAAAGAAAAUACCAAUCUAUUAUCCGCCAAGUUAAGAAAAACCUGGAAAAGACCGGACGACCAAUUUUAAUCAUUUGUCCGAGUGUGGAAGUUUCUGAACAAAUAUCAAGUUUGUUAAUUCAGGAAAGAAUUUUUCAUAACAAAUUAAAUGCGGUAAAUCACGAGGAAGAAGCCAAAAUUAUUGCUGAGGCGGGAAAAAUAGGCGUCGUGACGGUGGCUACUAAUAUGGCGGGUCGGGGCACUGAUAUUAGUUUAGACCAAGCCAGCCGUCAAGCGGGCGGUUUAUUAGUCAUAAUUGCGGAAAUGAAUUCUAUUCUCCGCAUUGAUAAUCAAGCCCGCGGACGGUCAGGCCGGCAAGGUGACCCUGGCGAAACCCAACCUUAUAUUGCUUUGGAUGAUGAUUUAUUGAAAAAUCUCGAUUUCAAAAAUAAAAUGAGUGGCUGA